Molecule: messenger RNA, 3018 nt
Organism: Musca vetustissima
Lineage: Eukaryota; Metazoa; Arthropoda; Insecta; Diptera; Muscidae
Gene: centrocortin
Exons: 7
Coding region: 1-3018 (1005 amino acids)
Source: RefSeq, a predicted model, not a curated record
AUGAGCGGUGACUCAAGUAAAUAUUCGAACGGAUCACGCACUGUGAAGCCCAGCAAGUCAUUCUGUUCAUUGGCGUACUUGGCUAAGAGUACGAUUGCCGUCCACGGCACAAAUGACAUCAUUGGACGAGGCACUUUAAAUGGACAUGCACACAAGAACGCCAUCAAAGGAGGCGAUAGCCGUCAGAUCCAGUCUACUUCCAGCAACAGUGUACCUAAUGUGGCUGUUACAGCGAAAGUGAAUGAUCGUGCUUCACCAUCGCUGCCGACUGGCACCAACACUGGCCACCAUCAACCUCACAAUGCGCGUCCACAGUCCCCAACCUGCACAAACAGUAUGUACAAGGAUGAUCGAGUUGCGGAUGUCUUUGGAGUUAUUAACGAGGAAGACCGAACGCCAAACGGUGGCGAUCAAGUCGAUAGUGUGUUACAUCGACCUUGGGAACUGUCGAAUGGCCCGACCAGUGCGCACCAUACGUCAUCCAUUCAGCCAAGUGUCAGCCACCAGCAUUACAAUGGCGGUGCUUGUUUGCCGUCACUUUCCAAAUUCAACAGUAUAGAUUGUUGGGAUUACACGAUCGAGCUGGAAUGCCUAAAAGGUCCACAAGAUCUGCAAUUAGCAGCAGAAUUGGGCAAAACACUCUUAGAGCGCAAUAAAGAACUGGAAACACUUCUGAAGGAACACAAGCAUACCAUAGAGGAACAAGAGCAGGAAAUUGUGUAUUUGAAGAAACAUACGACAGCGUUGCGUGAAGUCAAUGAUUCUCGCCUCAAGGUCUACGAACAAUUGGAGGUUGGUAUUCAGGAUUUGGAGCGUGCCAAUCAUCGUUUGCUCGUUGAGAACACCGCCGAUAAGAAGCAUAUCAAAACGCUUUCACAUACUAUUGAGACUCUCGAGGCACGCACCGAAGAACUGACGAAACAAUUGGACGACGUCCGCCAAGCACUGACCGCUGAGAAACGCAAAAAUGAACGCCUUCUGGCAGAGAUGAGUAAAGGCGGUGGCGACGCCAAUGCUGUAAAGUUGAAGCCAACCCAGAAUAAGGAUGCUGCUGACAACGACACAAAAUCUCCUCAGCCAGGCUAUGAUGCCAAUACCACAGCGCCAGAAAAUUGUAGUUUUACAUUCCAGUCGCCUGCAGCCCGCAAUUCGACGGGCAUCAGUGGCGCUGAUAAUGACAGCUCCUUGGAUCUGAGCAUGGUUGGUGGUCAGGAAGGCAAUGAUGAGAUUAUCAAGUUGGUUAGUGACUUCGAGGCGACCAAAAAGGCGUACAUGGCAGAGCAGCAACGUUGCGGUGAAUUGGAAGAACAAUUGGUGGCCAUAAUUCAAGAAAAUCAAAAUCUUCAAACUCGUAUUGCUCAAACCAGUGCCACUGAGGAGAUGAAGUCAAUGCACGACGAACUUUCGAUCUUGGAUGAAGUGCGGCAAGGACAAAUGUGCAGCCGUUGUCUUCGUUCGAUGGACGACCGUGCCGUUGACGAGCAGUCAUCGCUGGCCCCUACAGAGGAGUGCGAGGAAGACGAAGAGAACAGCCUCUUGGACCUGGAAGGCAGCCGUGCUGGUGACAAUGCCAGCGAACACUCGCAAGCGGCCUAUCGUUCCAGCAUGUCGAUCAAGGUUAUGCCUCAUCAUCCCGACUCUUUGGAUUUACAUAUUCCCGGUAGUCCAAAUCCUUACCGCGACCUGGUGGAAAAGUACGAAGCGCUGCUGGAGGUACAACGAUCGUCGAUUGCUCGAAAGAACACCAAUGGCGGCAUGUCGUUGGCCGAGGAGUUCCAGUCGUCCGGCGAAUUUAAUCAAACGCAGAAGUUGAUGUUGCAGGCAGCUCAAACUGUGGCGUCGGACCACUGCAACACGUCGAACAAUGGUGAUGCGGCCAGUAGCUGCAAUGGAAGUAUGACAAACGAUAGCAAAACUAAUACCAAAGCUGAUAAGAAUCGUGGCCGAACCCCAACCGAAUUCUCAGAGGCCGAGACCUCCUCUUCGGGUUAUUCGGAUGAGACCAGCAAUAAAGCCACACAAACAGAUGAAAGGCCUGGCUAUUUCCUGUGUUCCAUUGGUGAUGGCGAAGACUGCAAAUUCAGCAUCUACGACGAUGCCAGUCCCAUUGAUUCUCGAUUCCGCAAUCGGCCAGAGUACCGUGAACUGUUCAAGGAAAUAUUUGCUGUACUGAAGAAGGCUGCCGAGAAUAAGGAGGAAGGUGAAAAACUGCCAUUGUUGGAUGAUACCCAUCCCGUGGGUGUAAAUACUGCUCAAAAGGUCCCACCCGUGACACCUGCCAACGAAGAACUUCCAGUGGACUUCGGUGAUGACAGUCAGAGCAUUAUUUCAUCGGCCGUGUCGGAGCAAUCGUUUGCCAUGUCGGAAUGCAUCACCAAACUUGAACGUAAAACAGCCAAAAAGCACAUAAUCGAGAAGAAUCAGGAGAACAAGCCCCCGUUGGCUGCCUCCAUUUCCCAAUUGACUUCGCCAAAUGCCAAACAAAUUAUCGAAAAUGGUCGCAUACUGACGCCACUUAAGCGGGAGCCGUUGGACUAUUUGGCUGUGGGUGUUGGCAUUAAGCGGAAGAAUCGCAGAAAGAACCGUAACUUCUCCAGCGAUCGUUCCGAAUCACCACUGGCCCUUCCCACGCCGCCACGCAUCUUUGUUGCCAGUGGCAAGAAACGCAAAGACGUCCGUCCCUAUGUAGAAUCUCCCAUGGCCUCGAACACGAAUCUCAAUCAGACUACACCUAGCAGCUCAAGGGGAUCGCGCAGCGCUCCCAAGUAUGAAUGGAAUGGCAACUCGAUGAUCAUAUACAACCGUAGUCUCAGUGGCAGAGGAAGUCGCGAUGCCGAUGUGACCAGCAUUCCGUACCGACCCAGCACCGUUUCGCAAGAUUUGCACAAGUUAAAGAAACUCGAUUUGUCGUACGCGGAAGUUUUGAGACGUGCCGACGCCUGCAAGUCUCACAACCAACAGCAGGCGCAUUACCAUCACCAACAACAGUCACAACGACGACGAAAUCAUCGUCACUAA